This is a messenger RNA of Drosophila erecta, 1505 nucleotides long. RefSeq lists its product as uncharacterized. The record is from RefSeq and is a predicted model, not a curated record. Lineage: Eukaryota; Metazoa; Arthropoda; Insecta; Diptera; Drosophilidae. The transcript has 2 exons. Bases 223 to 1395 code for a protein of 390 amino acids.
UUGCAAGCGAAACCUUCCAACCACCAGUCAGUUGUAUUUCGGUCCGCGCUGCGAUCUGUCGCACCUUGUAGUCACCACCGCUAGCGAGACAACUAAGCUUUAGGCUUAGUAUCCACCAUCGCAUCCACAUCCUGAGCGGAGGAAGACGAAGCAGUGCGUUGGCCACCCCUGAAAGUCAAAUCGAUUUUCCCGGAAAAGAAAUCGUCCGCCAAUAGAUUAAUAAUGGCAAAGCCACGCUGCUCCGGAUGGCAAUCCUUUAUUCUCUUGGUCUGUUUGCCAGGCUGUAUAUCCCUAUCGCGGGUCGACGAAGGCCGUAUCCCGAGCGUAACCGGAAAACCAGCGCUGAUCCGGACGGAGCUCCGCUUUGGCCGGAACCUAGACCCUUCUAAGGUACGAGUGGUGAACGUGAAGUCCAGCAUGGGCGAGGAUAUAGAGAUCCUGGUCGGCAAAAAUAGCCGCAAGGCACGCGCUGAGGAUGCGGCUGGGUCCUUUUUCGUGCGCAGCUCGGAUGUCAAGCGACGCCUCAUCCCGCCCACGGGCAAGACAAACGCUAGUGGUCGCCAGCUCACCUUCGAGCACAGCCCGGCGUUACUAAAGCAGAAUGAACUGGCCCAGCAGAUGGGCGCCUAUCGCCAGCGCAAGGCAGAUGCCGAGCAGCGCCACGCUAAACUAAUACAGCUGCAGCUGGCCAAAGCGCAGAGCAAGGUGAUAGAGCACCAGGCAGCGCAGGGGGACUCCCGUCGUGGACGCCAGCUCGCUGCUGACGUGUCCUGGCAGCCCGUGCGGCCUCAGUUUCCGAUCCAGACACAACAAAUUUCCCGCAAGAACGAUUCGUGGGCAGCAGAUCGCCUGUGGCAACCUUUCGGGCUGGAGGAUUCGGUGGAGAUCCUGCCACGAUUGCAGCGAAUGUCGCAUGGACCUGUGUUCAGCUUUCCCAGGGACAUGGAGUUCGCCGCUUCCGACGUGCAGGAGUACUUAGCGGGCGAGAGGGAUACCCGGGCCUAUGGCAGCAGUGCGUCCAAUCAGGGAUACCGGCCCCAGAACCUCAUCACUAAACACAACUACAACUCCCUCCCGCCAAGGUCUAAAUACGUGACCUACUUGCCGCACUCCGUGGUAGUGACGGCAAGUGCGGGAGUCGCCACGCCCACGACCACCACCACGCUGCGGCAGACUGGCGGCCACGGGAGCCCAAGCCACAACCCAAUCGGCCAAAGCACGCAAAGUGUUGUGGACGGUCCCGCUGUGACGCUGAUCGAGGGUGUCCGAGUGCCGGACAGCGCGGAGGACAAGGUGAAGACCUGGCGCAACGCUCGUGUUCUGAACAAUCAGUUGGUGCCAUAUCCAGAGGGUUACACGCCGCCGCGGGCCCAGAUGCCCAGUUUCGACCGAUAGGUGCGGAGUUGAUCAGAACAACUGGUGUUGGGUGCUCAACGGUUAUUGCUAUUUAUUGAAUUGUCUAUUGUUAAGCUAUUUAUAAACGUUGAUUUCAAGUUGUCAAGGAA